AGUAUUUAUAUUUAAAAACAAAAUGUCGCUUAAAUAUGAUUUCACCGGAAAGGUAGCUCUGAUAACUGGUUCGAGUUCGGGUAUCGGUGCGGCCACUGCUCAACUGUUUGCCAAAUCGGGUGCCAAUGUUGUAGUUACCGGUCGUAAUGCUGACGCUGUGGCCAAAGUGGCCAAACAAUGUUCAGUUGUUUCGCCGAAACAGUUGCCAGCACUGGAAGUUGUCGGCGAUCUGACUAACGAUGAGGACUGCAAUCGACUGAUUGAGACAACUGUCCAAACGUUUGGCAAAAUUGAUAUAUUGGUCAACAAUGCCGGCGCUGGUAUUAUGGCGCCAAUUGAUGCCACAGAUUAUAUGGAAAAGUUUUCGCUGGCAUUGAAAACCAAUUUGAAUUCAGUGGUAUAUAUGACACACAAAUGUGUGCCAUAUUUGGCCAAAACUCGGGGCAAUAUUAUCAAUAUAUCGAGUAUUGCAUCAAAAAAAUCAGGAUCUACUGGUAGUUCCCCGUACUGUAUGUCCAAAGCCGGGAUCAAUAUGUUUACCAAAUGUAUGGCCGCAGAGUUGGGACCCAAACGUAUCAGAGUUAACGCAAUACUUCCCGGAGCUGUUGACACCAACUUUAUGACUAUAUUUGAUUUGCCGAAAGAUUUAAUCGGCCAAAUAUACAGUAAUAUUGGCCAGAAAUAUCCGGUCGGUAGGGUUGGCCAGAGUCAGGAUAUUGCCUAUACUGUUGCCUAUUUGGCCAGUGAUAGUGAGGCCGGGUUUAUAACCGGCAGUAUUGUUGUGGCCGACGGCGGAGAUAUUGUUGCCAAUGUAUCGUAUGAAUAG
This is a messenger RNA of Oppia nitens, 826 nucleotides long. RefSeq names its product 3-oxoacyl-[acyl-carrier-protein] reductase FabG-like. Gene Ontology annotation, molecular function: oxidoreductase activity. Lineage: Eukaryota; Metazoa; Arthropoda; Arachnida; Sarcoptiformes; Oppiidae. The record is from RefSeq and is a predicted model, not a curated record. The transcript has 3 exons. The coding region runs from base 23 to 826 and encodes 267 amino acids.